Physeter macrocephalus (sperm whale) is the source of this 2030-nucleotide messenger RNA. RefSeq names its product junction plakoglobin (gene JUP). NCBI's taxonomy places the organism in Eukaryota, Metazoa, Chordata, Mammalia, Artiodactyla, Physeteridae. The transcript has 10 exons. The record is from RefSeq and is a predicted model, not a curated record. Gene Ontology annotation, cellular component: nucleus; catenin complex; cytoplasm. Gene Ontology annotation, molecular function: transcription coactivator activity; nuclear receptor binding; alpha-catenin binding. Bases 168 to 2015 code for a protein of 615 amino acids. Gene Ontology annotation, biological process: positive regulation of transcription by RNA polymerase II; cell-cell adhesion; canonical Wnt signaling pathway.
CUUUUGUUCGGUUACUGAGUUGCUGCCUUGGCCAGAGUCCGGAGCAGCCACCGCCCGAGUGCGCUGAGCUCGGUUCGCAGCCCGCGCCGGCUCCCAUCCCGGACCGACCCCUACCCAGCCCGGCCAGGCUCCAAACGCAGGUGCGGACGAUCGGGGCAGCGGCCACCAUGGACGUGAUGAACCUGAUCGAACAACCCAUCAAGGUGAGCGAGUGGCAACAGACGUACACCUACGACUCGGGCAUCCACUCGGGGGUCAAUACCUGCGUGCCCUCGGUCAGUGGCAAAGGCGUCACGGAUGAGGACGAGGCCUGUGGGCGCCAGUACAUGCUCAAGAAGACCACCACCACCUACACCCAGAUGGUGCCCCAGAGCCCAGGUGACCUGGAUUACCAGAUGUCCACGACAGCCAGAGCCAAGCGGGUGCGGGAGGCCAUGUGUCCUGGUAUGACAGGAGAGGACAGCUCCCUGCUGGCCACCCAGGUGGAGGGACAGACCACCAACCUGCAGCGGCUGGCCGAGCCAUCCCAGCUCCUGAAGUCGGCCAUUGUGCAUCUCAUCAACUACCAGGACGACGCCGAGCUGGCCACCCGGGCCCUUCCUGAGCUCACCAAACUGCUCAACGACGAGGACCCGGUGGUGGUGACCAAGGCGGCCAUGAUCGUGAACCAGCUGUCGAAGAAGGAGGCGUCUCGGCGGGCGCUGAUGGGCUCGCCCCAGCUGGUAGCAGCCGUCGUGCGUGCCAUGCAGAACACCAGCGACCUGGACACAGCCCGCUGUGCCACCAGCAUCCUUCACAACCUUUCCCACCACCGCGAGGGGCUGCUUGCCAUCUUCAAGUCGGGUGGCAUCCCUGCCCUGGUCCGCAUGCUCAGCUCCCCCGUGGAGUCGGUCCUUUUCUACGCCAUCACCACGCUGCACAACCUGCUGCUCUACCAGGAGGGCGCCAAGAUGGCGGUGCGCCUGGCAGACGGGCUGCAGAAGAUGGUGCCCCUGCUCAACAAGAACAACCCCAAGUUCCUGGCCAUCACCACCGACUGCCUGCAGCUCCUGGCCUACGGCAACCAGGAGAGCAAGCUCAUCAUCCUGGCCAACGGAGGACCCCAGGCUCUCGUGCACAUUAUGCGCAACUACAGUUACGAGAAGCUGCUCUGGACCACCAGCCGUGUGCUCAAGGUGCUGUCCGUGUGUCCCAGCAAUAAGCCCGCUAUUGUGGAGGCUGGUGGGAUGCAGGCCCUGGGCAAACACCUGACAAGCAGCAGCCCCCGCCUCGUGCAGAACUGCCUCUGGACCCUGCGCAACCUCUCGGACGUGGCCACCAAGCAGGAGGGCCUGGAGAGUGUGCUGAAGAUUCUGGUGAACCAGCUGAGCGUGGACGACGUCAAUGUCCUCACCUGUGCCACGGGCACUCUGUCCAACCUGACCUGCAACAACAGUAAGAACAAGACGCUGGUGACGCAGAACAGUGGCGUGGAGGCGCUCAUCCAUGCCAUCCUGUGUGCGGGUGACAAGGAUGACAUCACAGAGCCCGCCAUCUGUGCCCUGCGCCACCUCACCAGCCGCCACCCCGAGGCCGAGAUGGCUCAGAACUCCGUGCGCCUCAACUACGGCAUCCCGGCCAUCGUCAAGCUGCUCAACCAGCCCAACCAGUGGCCGCUGGUCAAGGCAACCAUCGGCCUGAUCAGGAAUCUGGCCCUGUGCCCAGCCAACCAUGCCCCACUGCAGGAGGCAGCGGUCAUUCCCCGCCUGGCCCAGCUGCUGGUCAAGGCCCACCAGGAUGCCCAGCGCCACAUGGCUGCAGGCACACAGCAGCCCUACACGGAUGGCGUGAGGAUGGAGGAGAUCGUGGAAGGCUGCACCGGAGCCCUGCACAUCCUCGCCCGGGAUCCCAUGAACCGCAUGGAGAUCUUCCGACUCAACACCAUCCCCCUGUUUGUGCAGGUGAGUCUGGGGCAGGUAGGCAGGAGAGGUUCCCCCAACCCCUGCUUCUCCCCACUGCUGAAAGGGGAAGGUUGACAGCCAUGAGUUUGA